Molecule: messenger RNA, 573 nt
Organism: Alternaria ethzedia
Lineage: Eukaryota; Fungi; Ascomycota; Dothideomycetes; Pleosporales; Pleosporaceae
Exons: 4
Coding region: 1-573 (190 amino acids)
Biological process (GO): Arp2/3 complex-mediated actin nucleation; regulation of actin filament polymerization
Cellular component (GO): cytoskeleton; Arp2/3 protein complex
Molecular function (GO): actin filament binding
Source: RefSeq, a predicted model, not a curated record
AUGCCGGCCUACCACUCCGUCUUCCUCGAUGAGCCCAAUCAGCAAUUGAUUGGCAACUUCGCUCUCCUUCCACUCCGCACACGCACCCGCGGCCCUGCCAUCCAGCUGCCAGCUCUACCUGCCGAUGUCACAGAGCUCACCAUCGAUGCCUCACACGAGUCGUACGAUCCGCUAGACGAGAUCCUUGCCCUCUUCCGCGCCAACACAUUCUUCCGCAACUUCGAGAUCAAGGGCCCCGCCGACCGUGUCCUCAUCUAUGGCAUCCUAUACGUUAGCGAGGUACUGGGAAAGAUCAAGCCGGGCAUGAGUCGGAGAGAAGCCGAGAAGGCUGUUAUGAACAUUGCGCUGGACACCAACUUUGCGAUUCCAGGUGACGCAGGCUUCCCGCUUAACCAGGCCUUCGAGGCGCCAGCGGACAGGAACGGAGCUGAAGUGCUGCGACAGUACAUCAUGCAGAUGCGACAAGAGCUAGCAACACGGUUACUGAACAGGGUAUACGCGGACGAGACAAACACACCCAGCAAGUGGUGGCUCAGCUACACGAAGAGGAAGUUCAUGGGCAAAGCGUUGUAG